Molecule: messenger RNA, 2979 nt
Organism: Lemur catta (Ring-tailed lemur)
Lineage: Eukaryota; Metazoa; Chordata; Mammalia; Primates; Lemuridae
Gene: ARSD
Product: arylsulfatase D
Exons: 10
Coding region: 14-1837 (607 amino acids)
Molecular function (GO): arylsulfatase activity
Source: RefSeq, a predicted model, not a curated record
CCGGCACUCGGCCAUGCGACCCGCGGCGCGGACGGCAGCGCGCGGGGCCCCGGGACGCGCCGCGCCCGCAGCCAGGGGCUCUUUGGCAAUUCUGCUGUGUGCACAUUUGCUGCUGGGGACAUGGGAACUUCCAGCGGCAGCGGCGAAUGCCUUUAAACCAAAUAUUCUAUUGAUAAUGGCGGAUGACCUGGGCAUUGGAGACCUUGGGUGCUAUGGGAACGAUACGCUGAGGACCCCGAACAUUGACCGUCUGGCAGAAGAAGGUGUGAGGCUCACGCAGCACUUGGCAGCCGCCCCGCUCUGCACACCCAGCCGCGCCGCCUUCCUCACGGGGAGACAUUCCUUCAGAUCAGGCAUGGAGGCCAGCAACAGGUACCGGGUCCUUAUGUGGAACGCAGGCUCAGGUGGGCUCCCUGGGAACGAAACGACAUUUGCAAGAGUCCUGCAGCAGCAAGGCUAUGCGACUGGCCUCAUAGGAAAGUGGCACCAGGGCGUGAACUGUGCAUCCCGCAAUGAUCACUGCCACCAUCCGCUGAGCCACGGGUUCGACUACUUCUACGGCAUGCCCUUCACGCUCGUCAACGACUGCGACCCCGGCAGGCCUCCCCAGCUGGACGCUGCCUUAAGGGCCAAGCUGGGGCAUUACACCCAGCUCCUGGCCUUCGGGGUGCUGACCAUGGCUGCCGCCAAGACCUGCAGGCUCAUCUCUGUCUCCCGGAAGGCAGUCGCGGGCAUGGCUGCACUCACGCUCCUGUUCUUCCUGUCUUGGUACGCCAGCUUCGGCUUUGUGCGGCGCUGGAAUUGCAUCCUGAUGAGGAACCGCGAUGUCACGGCGCAGCCCAUGGUUCUAGAAAGGGCGGCGGGUCUCCUGCUAAAGGAAGCCGUUGCCUACAUCGAAAGGCAUAAGCACGAGCCAUUUCUCCUGUUCGUGUCCUUGCUGCAUGUCCACACUCCCCUUGUCACCACGAAAGCGUUCCUUGGGAAAAGCCAGCAUGGCUUGUACGGCGACAACGUGGAGGAGAUGGACUGGUUUGUAGGUGAGAUUCUCAACGCCAUCGAAGAAAACGGUUUGAAGAACACGACCUUCACGUAUUUCACCUCUGACCAUGGUGGGCAUUUGGAGGCGAGAGAUGAACACGGCAACCAGUUAGGGGGAUGGAAUGGAAUAUACAGAGGGGGCAAGGGCAUGGGCGGCUGGGAAGGUGGCAUCCGCGUGCCAGGCAUAUUCCGCUGGCCCGGGGCGCUGCCGGCCGGCCGGGUCAUCCACGAGCCCACCAGCCUGAUGGACGUGUUCCCCACCGUGGUGCAGCUCGGGGGCGGCCAGGUGCCCCGGGACAGGGUGAUCGACGGCCGCAGCCUGGUACCCUUGCUGCAAGGUGCGGACGUACACUCGGCACAUGAGUUCCUGUUUCAUUACUGUGGGAAGGAUCUGCACGCUGCACGCUGGCACCAGAGGGAGAGCGGAAGAGUCUGGAAGGUCCACUACAUGACACCCCGGUUCCACCCCGAGGGAGCGGGGGCCUGCUACGGCCGAGGCAUGUGCCCCUGCUCCGGGGAGGGUGUGACCCAUCACAGUCCCCCUCUGCUCUUUGACCUCUCCGCAGACCCUUCCGAGGCUCGGCCCCUGUCCCCCGACUCGGAGCCCCUGUACCACGCAGUGUUGGCAAGGGUGGGCGUGGCUGUGGCCCAGCAUCGGGAGACCCUGAGCCCUGUGCCCGAGCAGUUCUCCGUGAGCAACAUCAUGUGGAAGCCGUGGCUGCAGCCGUGCUGUGGACACUUCCCGCUCUGCUCCUGCUGGGAGGACGAGGACGGCAGCCCCCACAGGCCAGAGCCAUGAGAGAGGACAAGAGAACCCGACCAGACUGGGGAGGUGGGAAUCUCCAACCUUGCUCAGUUCCUGUGCUUUUUCACGUCACAGAGGAAAGUGAGAGCAGCUUGGUUUCUGCUGUCGAGAACUCAUUGAUCUCAAAGGUUGAUUCAUUUCUUGCACAUUACGCUCACUAUCCAUCAGUCCUCAUCAUGCUAGUUAGAAAUUGCCAUGGGCUGCUGGGAACAGAGGCUGAGAAUAAGAAUGCCUGAGAUGAGAGGAGGGUGUGUUCUCUCUCAAGUAAAAGGAAGCCCCGAUGAAGCAACCCAGGGCCGGCAGGCUCCUGCCAACUCCCUGCUCUACUGUCUUUCCCAUGGAGAGUUCGCCUCAUGGUGUCAGCAUGGCUGCUGCAGCACCGGGCAUCACAUUCCAGAUGUCAGGAAGCAGCAAGAACAACAGGGAAUCCCGCUUUCCUGCAUCAGUCCCUGCAGGGCGGGGGUUAUCUGGAAGCACCAAGUCACUGACGACUUCCGUUUCCAACAGCCAUGUGUGGAAACAACUGGAAAUGGAGAAAUGCCGUCUUUCCAGUGGGCACAUGCCUGCACCUGUUGAAAUCAGGUUUACACUAGUCCGCAGGAAGGCAAGAGAACCUUAUUGAGCUAAGAUUUUUGAUGCGUUAUUUUAUCGCCAAAUUGAGCAGCUGUAUCUCGUUCUGCUUUGAAGCACAUGCUACAGCCGGUGCCUAUAAUUGAUAGGUGAUGUCCCAACAUGCUGGACACGUCUGGACGGAAACUUUGAGCCUUGGGCAAAGGGACAAUUGUGAGAGGCUUCAGCCGUACAGCGGGAAUGUGGCUUUUCUUCCUACAUUCCUAAAAUUUGGCAAGUGUGUCCUCUAAAUCAGUUCUGUUUCCUCCUCACACCCACCCGCUGUGGCUUGCUGCUGGAGGUGUAGCUCGGACCCCUUGCACAGCUGGGACCCUGUGUCCCCAGAGCCCAAUACUGGGGGGACAUCACACUGUUCCUCUCUGAGUCUGUCCACCAGGGACGCUGCAGGAAGUAGCCGGGCCACUCAAAGGGGGAGAUUAGAGAACAUCUAAGGGCCGGGCACGGUGGCUCACGCCUGUAAUCCCAGCACUCGGGGAGGUCAAGGCAGGAGGAUCGCCUGAGCUCAG